This is a messenger RNA of Molossus molossus (Pallas's mastiff bat), 1986 nucleotides long. It is a transcript of the gene ANKRD13D, whose product is annotated as ankyrin repeat domain 13D. Gene Ontology annotation, cellular component: cytoplasm. The transcript is spliced from 15 exons. Gene Ontology annotation, molecular function: protein binding. The record is from RefSeq and is a predicted model, not a curated record. Lineage: Eukaryota; Metazoa; Chordata; Mammalia; Chiroptera; Molossidae. Bases 20 to 1834 code for a protein of 604 amino acids.
UGCGGAGCUGAGGCCCAGCAUGGCCGGCCCGGGCCCCACCUUCCCGUUGCACCGGCUCGUCUGGGCGAACCGGCACCGCGAACUGGAGGCCGCGCUGCACAGCCGCCAGCACGACAUUGAACAGGAGGACCCCCGGGGGCGCACCCCCCUAGAGCUGGCUGUUUCCCUGGGGAACCUGGAGUCUGUGAGAGUUCUCCUUCGACACAAUGCCAACGUGGGCAAAGAGAGCUGUCAGGGCUGGGCAGUCCUACAGGAGGCGGUCAGCACUGGGGACCCUGAGAUGGUGCAGCUGGUGCUCCAGUAUCGAGACUACCAGAGGGCCACAAAGAGGCUGGCUGGCAUUCCGGAAUUGCUCAACAAACUCCGCCAGGCCCCUGAUUUCUACGUGGAGAUGAAGUGGGAGUUUACCAGCUGGGUGCCCCUCGUGUCCAAGAUGUGCCCGAGUGAUGUGUACCGUGUAUGGAAGCGGGGUGAGAGCCUACGGGUGGACACCAGUCUUCUGGGCUUUGAGCACAUGACCUGGCAGCGUGGCCGGAGGAGCUUCAUCUUCAAGGGCCAGGAGGCAGGAGCCCUGGUGAUGGAAGUGGACCAUGACCGGCAGGUGGUGCACACGGAGACGCUGGGGCUCACCCUGCACGAGCCGGAAGCACUGCUGGCCGCCAUGCGGCCCAGCGAGGAGCAUGUGGCCAGUCGUCUCACCUCUCCUAUCGUCUCCACCCACCUGGACACCCGGAAUGUGGCUUUUGAGAGGAACAAAUGUGGUAUCUGGGGCUGGCGGUCUGAGAAGAUGGAAACUGUUAGCGGCUACGAGGCCAAGGUGUACAGUGCCACCAAUGUGGAGCUGGUGACACGCACACGCACGGAGCACCUCUCUGAUCAGGACAAGUCGAGGAGCAAAGGGGGGAAGACUCCGCUCCAGUCCUUCCUGGGGAUGGCCCAGCAGCACUCCUCCCGCAACGGGGGUCCUGUGCAGCAGGCAGCCAGCCCCACCAACCCCACAGCCAUUUCCCCCGACGAAUACUUUGACCCCAACUUCAGCCUGGAGUCACGGAACAUCGGCCGCCCCAUUGAGAUGUCCAGCAAAGUACAGAGAUUCAAAGCAACACUGUGGCUGAGCGAGGAGCACCCGCUUUCCCUGGGUAACCAGGUGACGCCCAUCAUUGACCUGAUGGCCAUCAGCAAUGCUCACUUUGCCAAGCUGCGUGACUUCAUCACCCUUCGCCUCCCACCCGGCUUCCCAGUCAAGAUUGAGAUUCCCCUUUUCCAUGUGCUCAAUGCCCGCAUCACCUUCGGCAACCUGUGUGGCUGUGACGAGCCCCUGAGCUCGGUGUGGGUGCCGGCCCCCGGCUCUGCUGUCGCAGCUUCAGGGAGCCCUUUCCCAUGCGAGGUGGACCCCACUGUGUUCGAGGUGCCUGAGGGGUACAGCGUGCUGGGGGCAGAGCGCGAGCCCCCCCGCGACGAGGACGACGACCUGCUGCAGUUCGCCAUCCAGCAGAGCCUGCUUGAGGCUGGCACAGAGGCGGAGCAGGUGACUGUCUGGGAAGCCCUGACCAACACGCGGCCUGGUGCCCACCGUCCUGCCCAAGCCACGGCAUAUGCGGAGCAGCUUCAGCUGGAGCGGGCCCUCCAGGAAAGCCUGCGGAUGUCCACAGAGCCCAGGGGCCCGGGAUCCCCCCACAGGACACCCCCAGCCCUGGCCGCCCCAAGCUUUGAGGAGCAGCUUCGCCUGGCCCUGGAGCUGUCCUCCCAGGAACAGGAGGAGCGGGAGCGGCGAGGGCAGCAGGAGGAGGAGGACUUGCAGCGGAUCCUGCGGCUCUCGCUCACCGAGCACUGAGCACUGAGCGCCCAGCCCCUGCCAGGGCUGUCCAGGCCACUCCCCACCGCUUUUGUAACUUAUUUAUUUAUAAACUAAACUCUGCUGCUGGGUUUGGGGCCUGGAGCGCUGGGGGUGGGCUUGCGUUGCAGACCAAGAUGGAAAUAAAGAGA